Glarea lozoyensis ATCC 20868 is the source of this 873-nucleotide messenger RNA. RefSeq lists its product as uncharacterized. Lineage: Eukaryota; Fungi; Ascomycota; Leotiomycetes; Helotiales; Helotiaceae. The transcript has 6 exons. The coding region runs from base 1 to 873 and encodes 290 amino acids. The record is from RefSeq and is a predicted model, not a curated record.
AUGUCCUCUUCAACUGCUCUACUCCCAAAGGAUCGCAAGAAGACUGAUCAUCCAAUCUUUCUUCGAAUUACUCACUCGCCAUGGGUCAUCAUUGACCAAAAGACCUUGGUCUCACUCCAAUUUAUCGUCAGCGUUUAUCUCACCGGCAGUCUUAUCCUGAUCGCCAACUACGAUGUUGAGCAAAACCAGAUUGGAUGGUCGACUGUGUUUAAUUUUUCCAAUAUUGCGUAUUUCAUGCAGGCACUUUAUUCGUGGAUCGCCUUUAGUUGGACCUUUAUGCAUCUUCACUAUCCUCACCAUGACACGCAACCACGAUCAUUCUCUACUCGUCUGCAGGCAAUGUUCUCGCCACCCCGACAAAAUCAAACGACCCACAAUCGAGCCUGGUUCAGUAUCUUCUACUACGCUGUCAACAGUUUCCCGUUUCUUGCCGCUGGGGUCCAAUGGCUUGUCUUGAUUCCAAACAACCAGUCUGUUGUUCCAGGUAACGAAAUCUUCGGUAACGGCCGGUUCAGGGAGUUUUAUUUUGUCUCCAAAUACGCUGUCAAUUCUCUCAUUGCACUAAUGGAGAUUACGAUGUUUAGCAGUAUCAAACGUGCUGAUGCGCUAUGGGCCCAUAUCUUCGGCAUCACGGCUUUGUCACUCCUUUACACUGGUUGGGCUUAUGUUGGAAAUGCUGUUACAGGCAGAUUCGAAUAUUACUUCUUGGAUCCAGAGGUCGAGGGAUGGGACAAUGCAAGCGCUUCUAUUAUGGCAUUUGCUGGCGCAGCAAAUUUUGCCCUCUUCAUUGCCUAUGUUCUCACCGCUAUCCGCGAGAGGCUUAGCACAACCCGCGAGGAAAGAACCGGCGGAUAUGAGUCUCUACCUCGAUGA